Messenger RNA from Anopheles marshallii, 306 nucleotides. RefSeq lists its product as uncharacterized. Gene Ontology annotation, cellular component: mitochondrion. Bases 1 to 306 code for a protein of 101 amino acids. Lineage: Eukaryota; Metazoa; Arthropoda; Insecta; Diptera; Culicidae. The record is from RefSeq and is a predicted model, not a curated record. The transcript has a single exon.
AUGAUCCGACAAAUUCUGUUGAAAAACGACAUCCUCGUAAAGUUGGUGGCCGCCAGAAGGUACAGCCAGCCAGCUUCCUCAGGUGGAGCGAAAGGACCAUCGGCACCAGCGGCACCAGUGGCGGCAGAUGUUCCCGGGCUCAGUUCGCGGUGUGUGCUGAAAAAGGAUGGUCCGGUUGGACCGGGUGCUGAACGCAAUGGAACGUACAAGGUGCCGGAAUAUUUUAGCUACAACCAAACGAGCUACUUUGAGGCUGAGAUUGAAAUGUCCAAGUUCCGCAUCCCGCAACCAUCGGCGAAGAACUGA